This is a messenger RNA of Equus quagga, 492 nucleotides long. RefSeq names its product small integral membrane protein 24 (gene SMIM24). The record is from RefSeq and is a predicted model, not a curated record. Bases 202 to 492 code for a protein of 96 amino acids. The transcript is spliced from 3 exons. Lineage: Eukaryota; Metazoa; Chordata; Mammalia; Perissodactyla; Equidae.
GUGCGCACACAGCGCCGGGCGGCCACGGAGGGCGCCGGGGGACCCCGAGGCUGGGGCAGGGGCGGGCCUCCGGGUUAAUUGUUACCCCGGGUCCAGAGUCUGCCCCCCGGGGGCCAGGGCCGCCCCGCCCCGGACCCGCCUGCGCCUUAUCACCGCCUGCGCUCGCACCGCGCCGCGCUCCCUGCCGGCUCCUCCGCGGCCAUGGGGACCCUGGGGACCCUGCGGACCCUGCUCGCUCUCGGCGCUCUGCUCCUGGCGCCCGCCGAGGCCCAGCAGGGGCGCCAGCUGAAGCCCUGGCUGGUGGGCCUGGCUGCCGUUGUGGGGUUCCUGUUCAUCGUCUUCGUCCUCAUGCUGGCCAACCGCGUCUGGUGCUCCAAAGUGAGAGCUGAGGACCAGGAGGAGUCCGCUAUCAGGCUGGAGCCCAACGUGUACCAGGAAAUAGAUCCGAGGUACCGCCUGUGUUUGAGGGUGGGGGUCAGGGGGUCUGUGUGA